Nanorana parkeri is the source of this 1008-nucleotide messenger RNA. It is a transcript of the gene HAND2, whose product is annotated as heart and neural crest derivatives expressed 2. The record is from RefSeq and is a predicted model, not a curated record. Gene Ontology annotation, molecular function: protein dimerization activity; DNA-binding transcription factor activity, RNA polymerase II-specific; RNA polymerase II transcription regulatory region sequence-specific DNA binding. Gene Ontology annotation, biological process: regulation of transcription by RNA polymerase II; heart development. Bases 72 to 704 code for a protein of 210 amino acids. Lineage: Eukaryota; Metazoa; Chordata; Amphibia; Anura; Dicroglossidae. The transcript has 2 exons.
CUUCUAUUCUAUUUCUAAGCCUAGACCUGCUGAUCCCAGGACAAGGACUUGGCAGAAGGUGCAGCUGAGACAUGAGUCUGGUUGGAGGUUUUCCUCACCAUCCGGUGGUGCACCACGAUGGUUACCCGUUCGCAGCCGCUGCAGCCGCCGCCGCCAGCCGCUGCCACGAAGAGAACCCUUAUUUCCACGGCUGGCUCAUCAGCCACCCCGAGAUGUCUCCCCCUGACUACAGCAUGGCACCUUCCUAUAGUCCGGAAUACGCCAAUGGCGCGGCCGGCCUGGACCACUCCCAUUACGGGGGUGUCCCGGGCAGCGGGGCCGGAGGCUUAAUGCAAAGGCCUGUGAAGCGAAGAGGGACUGCUAACCGCAAAGAGAGGCGCAGGACUCAGAGUAUAAACAGCGCCUUCGCUGAACUGCGGGAGUGUAUCCCUAAUGUGCCCGCCGAUACCAAACUGUCCAAGAUCAAAACCCUGCGCCUGGCUACCAGCUACAUCGCCUACCUCAUGGACCUGCUGGACAAGGAUGACCAGAUUGGGGAGACAGAGGCCUUCAAAGCAGAGAUCAAGAAGACAGAUGUGAAGGAGGAGAGGAGGAAGAAAGAGCUGAAUGAACUCUUGAAAAACACAGUUAGCAGUAACGAUAAGAAAACGAAAGGGAGGACUGGCUGGCCCCAGCAUGUAUGGGCUCUGGAACUUAAACAAUGAGCAUCCGAACUGCAGAAGGGAAGACUUAUAUCAAAGAUACUUUCUGAAAAAUAAACUCCUGUUAAUUUAUGUGCAAUCCCCCCUUCCCCCCCAAAAAAAGCACCCACAUUGUGGAUUUCUGCAGAGAAGCAUUCCAUUAUAUGAAGAAGAAUCUACAGGUUGAUAGCAGGGGCCCUGGCUCCUGUGAUUGUUGCAGUAUUUCUCUGUUUUGUACAGAAAACACAACACAGUACGAGGACACCCCGGCUUCCUGGCAUUCGUAUGUAUGUGAAGUGUACUUGAUCUAUGGGAUAUUAAUAUUAUA